Messenger RNA from Triticum urartu, 701 nucleotides. RefSeq names its product protein phosphatase. Gene Ontology annotation, cellular component: mitochondrial intermembrane space; nucleus; cytosol. Gene Ontology annotation, biological process: phospholipid translocation. Gene Ontology annotation, molecular function: phosphatidic acid transfer activity. NCBI's taxonomy places the organism in Eukaryota, Viridiplantae, Streptophyta, Magnoliopsida, Poales, Poaceae. The record is from RefSeq and is a predicted model, not a curated record.
CUUUGCGCAGGGUCGUGGGACGGACGAAAGAGAGAGAGGGAAUCAGUCAGGGAAGGACAGAGCGAGAACACAAAACGAGACUCGGCGGCGGUGGCCAGGGAGAAGAAGAAGCAUGGUGUUCGGCCGGGGCAAGCCGUCCUCGUCCACGCCCUCCACGGCGGCCGCCACCUCGUCGGCUGCCGCGGCGGCGUGCUCCGACCUCCGGGCGGCGUACCACGAGUGCUUCAACCGGUGGUACGCCGACAAGUUCGCCAAGGGCCAGUGGAACAAGGACGACUGCGCCGCCGACUGGCACAAGUACCGCGCCUGCCUCGAGGAACAUCUCGAAGACAAGCAUCUCAGGCAAAUCCUACUGGAGUCGGAAACAUCUCCCUCUUAUGCCCAGCUUGAUCCCGAUUCUUCGUCACGACAAGGUGCCACCCCAUCAAAAUGACAGUCUUGGACUAACAACAUGGUCGAUUUCUUUCCUUGAUCAAAAUUCGGAGACGAUUGAUAAGAGUGAACCAGAAAGUCUGUAUUUGGAUACAUGUUAUGUCCCUGGAUCAUGUCGAUUUCAGCUCAUGAGAUUAACUUGUAAAAUUUGCUUGGAUGUGAUUGCGCUCAACUUACAAAGUAUACUCAACCAAGCAAUAGUUUGUAAAUACUGAGCAGUUCUGGAUUAUGAAACUAGUUGAAUAGUAUCAGCUAUCCAGGUUCUGUAA